AUGCCGUUAGAUGUUAAUUCAAACUUACGCAAACUCAUCAGUCUUGUUGAUGACUUGCGUGAUGUUGGAUUACAUAAGUAUAUAAAUUUGCCCAGGAUCUGUGUAGCGGGGACCCAAAGCAGCGGGAAAAGCAGUGUUCUGGAGAGCAUCGUAGGUAUAGAUUUCCUUCCUAGAGGGGAUGGAAUAGUAACCAGAAGACCUAUCGAGUUUCGCUUAAACAGGCUUAAGCCUUCAUCACCUGAGGAUAAAUGUAAACCCUACAUAGUGUUUGAAGGCAAUGAUGAACGUUUUUACGACUUUGAGAAGGCUCGAAAUCACAUUCAACAACUGACAAACGAAAGAGCAGGAGAUAAGAAAGGAAUUGUAGAUGACCCUAUUGUACUUUCAGUUUUCUCUCCAGAUUGUCCAGAUCUUUCAUUAAUUGAUCUCCCCGGAGUGACUAGAGUACCUUUAAAGAACAGUGAUCAGACAGACGAUAUCGAGAUGUUGACCAAGGACAUGAUCAUGCGCUACGCCUCGGACCCGCGCACAAUCAUCCUUGCAGUGGUGGCUGCAAACGUUGAUAUGUCAACGAGCGAUGCACUUCAGUUGGCAAAAAGAGCAGAUCCACUGGGUGUGAGAACUCUUGGUGUUAUUACUAAGAUCGAUUUAAUGGAUCAGGGAGCAAGCGCACUUUCGAUGCUUCAAAAUGAUGAAGUGCCAUUAAGACUAGGGUACACAGGAGUUAAAAACAGGUCACAAAAGGAUAUCUCAGAUGGAGUAACGAUAAAGCAAGCAAUAGAAAAUGAGACCAAGUUUUUUAAUGAGCACAAAUUAUAUCGUACUCUGAACCCAAGCCUUUGGGGGAUAGGCUCACUCGUUGAUAAAUUGACAAAUGUUUUGCUAAGACACAUUUCGACAGUUUUACCGGAACUUAAGCUUGAGGUUUCUACAAGGCUUAAGACCGUCAGAGAUAGGCUGGAACAGAUGGGAGAUAAGGCACCAACUGACCCGAAGGAGCGCAUCGAGCUUUUGUGGCAGUUGAUCAGUGAAUUUUGCGAAAUGUUCAGCGGUACAAUAAAGGGACGUUUCGUAAGCAGACUCCACGAAUUUCUCGACGCAGACGCAGUUUCAAGCGUCCAAAUAAGGGGAAUAUUCAACGACCUCCUGGACCACUUCAUGACAGUGGACGUCUUUGACAAGGUUUCAGACCUUGAAAUCGACCAGGCAAUAAGAAUCCACGAAGGAGAUUCGCUUCCAGGAUUCCCAUCACCAGAUACAUUUGAAUACCUAAUGCUACCACAAUUACAGAAAAUAGUGCCAUCAGUUCAAGACUGUUUAGAUAAAGUGCAUAUGACAUUGGAGCUGUUGAGUUUUAAAGUGGCUGAGAAAGUUUUUGGACGCUUUCCCUCACUGUGUGUGAGGGUCCAAAGCCUGAGUCAGCAACUUUUCAACGAAGAAAAGGAGAAAACACGCGAGAUUCUAGACCAAUACAUUGAAAGCGAAACGCUGUACAUAUUCACAAACGACUCAAAGUAUAUGAUUGAGAAGGAGGAAAAACAACCAGAAGAAAAUCAAACCUAUUUAGACAAGGCAACACAGAUGAGUCAAUCAACAGUUAACGCAGUCUCUACAACAAUUGAUAAUUUCAGAGGAAGAAAGACCAGAUACAGUCCCGCAUUCAUUCAGGAGUUCAGAAGACGCCUCAACGUCUACUUCUCAAUAGUACUUAGAAAUGUACGAGACUCAGUUCCAAAGAUAGUCGGCCAUUUCCUAGUCAGAAAGAGUCAGAAGAAUAUGCAUUAUAAGAUAUAUACUCAACUUAGUCAGCAAGAGGACCUUGAGCAACUCUUUGGUGAGCCAGACCACGUUGCACAUGAACGCCAAAUACUCAAGGAACAAGCUUCAGUGCUCGCGAAGGCAAUUAGUAUAAUUAACAAAGAUUUCUCUAAAGGAAAUGAUUUCGACCAGAGUCUAGAAAGAGAUAUUAUUACAUCAUCAGCAUCAUAUGCCUCAGUAUUGUAUAAAAAUAAGACUUUGGCAAACACAACUAGUAUUUCAACAGCACCCUCAAUCCAAAACUCAGUUGAAAACGUGACAAAAGGAAGAUUUGAUGGUGUUACAGAUAAUGUAAAAGGGGUGGAGGAGGCUGGAAAGAGUAAUCUCAACAGUGUAAAUAGUGUAAAAGAAAUGGACAGAAUGAAUUAUAGGUUUACUAGUCCAUCGCAUCACGCAAACCCAGUAAAUAUACAAAGUAAACUCGUGAGGAGUAACCUCUCAAAUUUAGGAUCAAAUAUAGUUAACGGGUUUAACAAUCUAGCCGUAUCCAAAAAAACGCCUUCCAAUAAUCCUCUGUUCGAUUAA
Molecule: messenger RNA, 2343 nt
Organism: Theileria annulata
Lineage: Eukaryota; Apicomplexa; Aconoidasida; Piroplasmida; Theileriidae
Product: dynamin, putative
Exons: 4
Coding region: 1-2343 (780 amino acids)
Cellular component (GO): cytoplasm; membrane; microtubule
Molecular function (GO): GTPase activity; GTP binding; microtubule binding
Source: RefSeq, a predicted model, not a curated record